Camelina sativa (false flax) is the source of this 1292-nucleotide messenger RNA. Lineage: Eukaryota; Viridiplantae; Streptophyta; Magnoliopsida; Brassicales; Brassicaceae. The record is from RefSeq and is a predicted model, not a curated record.
UCUGGCGCAAAGCCACGUGUGUCAUUCUGGAGCACCGGGCCAGCGGAUAUAAAUAAGUGAGAGAGAUCACGACGCACGUGGUAGACCGCGAAAAAACACUCAAUGCUUCUUCUAGAGGCUAGAUUCUCCGUCGUCCAGAUGAACACCAAUAGACGGUCGAGAUCAAACCAACCGAGUCGAUUGCCCAGCUCGGGUGAGUCAGGUAUAGAGAACGAGCGAGUCUUGGUUCUCGUCUUCGAGUCCAUCAGCUGGGACAUCCACACGCUAUGUGCGGUCGCCUCACUCAGCCGCAGGUUUUGCGCGAUCGCCAGACGAAUUCUAUGGCGGCGGCUCUGCGUGAACCGUGCUCCGGGGAUGGUGGCGGCAUUGUCCGGCGCAGAUCCCAGCUGGCGAAUCGACGGCGGAUGGCACGCGUUAGCCAAGCUCAUGUUCUUCUGCGGCGGUGGCGAGUCGACUCGGUAUUUCAAUCUGAGUCAACCGUCGCCGGGUCACUUCGCCUGCGAGUCCAGAUUCUCCAAGACCUCCGGAAGAUUCUUCCUGCCGAAGAAUUGCCGCCGUGAUCUCUUAUACAUAAGCGAUCCGUGCGAGCAUCACGCGGUGGGUGGAGACGAGCACUUGGGGGUUUUCAGAGGGGUGUUUAGGGAGUUUAUGAGGUCAAAGACGAGGGAGUGUCUCGUGAGAAGACAAGCGGCGCUGGAGGAGAAGGCGAGGUGUCCGUAUUGCGGAGGGCGCGUGUGGAGCAUGACGGCGGCGCGUCUAGUACCGAAGAGCGCAGCGCGGAGACUGGGAUCACGGGAAGGUGGGUUAGAGUUUUUCGUGUGCGUGAACGGUCACUUGCACGGAACCUGCUGGCUCAUUCCGCUUUCGUCGUCGUCAGACGAAGAGGAUCGUGUGAGAAGAUCUUUUACCAUAUACUCUUCUCUGUACCGAUUAAGCUUAUAACCGAUUCGGUUGGUUUGAAGGUGUAGAUUAUCUUGGUACACUAUCUGAUCUUUUUUUGUUGAGAAUAGUCUUGCACAGCUCAAAAACGACCCUGAGUUGGCUGUAGUCAUCUUGGGGAUGUUAGAAGAGUUCAACGGGGUAUCUUGUUGCAAAGUCAAGUUGAUGAAGACGACUAAACGAUGGAAGAAGGUCAUAGGUUUUUGUCUUUUGUCUGACCUUUGAAUCUGUUUACUUCUCUGUCUUUUCUCUUUGAUCUUACCAUCUUUAGUCAGGGGAUUGUUUUAAAAGAAAUAGAUUCGGUUUCAGUUGACUUUUUUUGUUAACUGAUUUAAAGAUGUUACUUGAGUUUC